UGGUGGUGGUGUGAGAGGGAGGGAGGGAGGGAGGGAAGGAAGGAAGGAGGGGAAGUGGCUCUUGGUUCCGCUCAGUCUCGCCUCGCCCCGCACGGGAAGGGGGAGCCGAUCUGAAGGGGCUUUUGGUGGCGGGGAGGCCGGGGCCUACUGCUGCUGCUGCUGCUGAUCGGUCGCUCGGGUCGGGUCGCUCGCUCGCUCGGUUUACCCGGGAAUGUUCCACCGCAGCAGGAAAGAUCGAGAUAGAGACCGAGACAAAGAUUAUGAUCGGUCCAAAGACAGAGAUCGAGACCGCGAUAGGGACCGAGAUCGGGACCGAGAUCGAGAUCGAGAGAAAGAUUCAAGAAAUUUAUCCAGUCCAAACUUGAUGACGGGUGGAAUGCCUUUAAUCACAGCUCCAGCACUUCAUCAGCAGGCUAUCAAUCCCUUCACCAACCUGCCCCACACACCACGCUACUAUGAGAUCCUGAAGAAGAGACUACAGUUACCUGUGUGGGAUUACAAGGAGAGGUUCAACGAAAUCCUUACCAAACAUCAGUCCUUUGUGUUGGUCGGUGAGACUGGCUCUGGGAAAACAACACAGAUUCCUCAGUGGUGUGUUGAUUCUGUGCGUGCUGUGGUAGGACCCAAGCGUGGCGUAGCUUGUACUCAACCCAGGAGGGUGGCUGCCAUGAGCGUAGCACAGAGAGUAGCUGAUGAAAUGGAUGUCAUGCUGGGUCAAGAGGUCGGCUACUCGAUUAGGUUUGAAGACUGCAGCAGUGCAAAAACAGUUUUGAAAUAUAUGACUGAUGGUAUGCUGCUCCGCGAAGCUAUGAAUGAUCCACUGUUGGAACGAUAUGGUGUAAUCAUCCUCGAUGAGGCCCACGAGCGUACUCUAGCCACAGAUAUUCUUAUGGGUGUCUUAAAAGAGGUUGUGAAGCAAAGAUCAGAUUUGAAGAUUAUCAUCAUGAGUGCCACACUUGAUGCUGGCAAGUUUCAAAUCUACUUCGAUAGCUGCCCGCUGCUUACAAUUCCUGGUCGUACACAUCCUGUAGAAAUCUUCUACACCCCAGAACCUGAGAGAGAUUACCUGGAGUCAGCCAUUCGGACAGUUAUUCAGAUCCAUAUGUGCGAAGAAGAGGAGGGAGAUGUUCUCCUCUUUCUAACUGGUCAGGAGGAAAUUGACGAAGCUUGUAAGAGGAUAAAGCGAGAAAUUGAUGACCUGGGUCCUGAAGUUGGAGACAUCAAGAUCAUUCCUCUCUAUUCCACAUUGCCUCCCCAGCAACAGCAGAGGAUAUUUGAGCCUCCGCCUCCAAAGAAACCAAGUGGAGCCAUAGGAAGAAAGGUUGUUGUGUCCACAAACAUCGCUGAGACUUCACUUACCAUUGAUGGUGUCGUAUUUGUGAUUGAUCCGGGCUUUGCUAAACAGAAGGUGUAUAACCCACGUAUCCGAGUUGAAUCGUUGUUGGUGACCGCUAUCAGUAAGGCUUCAGCUCAGCAAAGAGCAGGUCGUGCUGGGCGUACCAGACCAGGAAAAUGUUUUAGACUUUACACGGAGAAGGCUUACAAAACCGAGAUGCAGGACAAUACCUAUCCUGAAAUCUUGAGAUCUAACCUGGGUUCAGUGGUUCUGCAGCUGAAGAAGCUUGGUAUUGAUGAUUUGGUUCACUUUGAUUUCAUGGAUCCACCAGCUCCUGAAACACUGAUGAGGGCCUUGGAACUUCUGAAUUAUCUGGCUGCACUGAAUGAUGACGGAGACCUGACUGAGCUUGGAUCCAUGAUGGCAGAGUUCCCAUUGGAUCCACAGUUGGCCAAGAUGGUUAUUGCCAGCUGUGAACACAACUGUUCAAAUGAGAUCCUCUCUAUCACUGCGAUGCUGUCAGUCCCACAGUGUUUUGUUCGCCCAACGGAGGCUAAGAAAGCAGCUGACGAAGCCAAGAUGAGGUUCGCACAUAUAGAUGGAGAUCACCUGACCCUGCUGAACGUCUACCAUGCAUUCAAGCAGAACCAUGAGUCGGUUCAGUGGUGCUAUGACAACUUUAUUAACUACAGAUCCCUGAUGUCUGCUGACAACGUACGUCAGCAGCUGUCACGAAUCAUGGACAGGUUCAACUUGCCUCGCAGGAGUACAGAAUUCACGAGUCGAGACUAUUACAUAAACAUUAGAAAGGCAUUGGUCUCUGGUUACUUUAUGCAGGUGGCUCAUUUGGAACGAACAGGUCACUAUCUGACGGUAAAAGACAACCAGGUUGUGCAGCUGCAUCCAUCCACUGUAUUGGACCACAAACCCGAAUGGGUACUUUACAAUGAGUUUGUACUUACCACCAAGAAUUACAUUCGCACCUGUACAGACAUCAAGCCUGAAUGGUUAGUGAAGAUUGCUCCUCAGUACUACGAAAUGAGCAACUUUCCUCAAUGCGAAGCCAAAAGACAACUGGAGCGCAUUAUUGGCAAACUUCACUCGAAGGAAUAUUCUCAGUACUGAAGUCAUUCUUCACAAUUAUGAUGGAGGCCAGAAAAUUGCAGAUUUCAUAUUGAAGAAAUAUGGACUUCAGAUUCUGCUCAACGUAACAAAUUUAAUUACAGUCUACUAAAGAAAACUAUGGAUGUUUUUUUCAAAUGGCUGGACAAUUCCUCACUUUAUUUUUUAAAAACCUUGUUUAUGAUGGGUUGUGUAACACUGUGUUGAGCAACAUAGCAUGUUGCUGGUGUUAUGUGGCUUUUUUUAUUGUUACGUUGACUUUUGUCACAAACCCUGUUUGGUUUUGAGAGGUUGGGGGGGUGGGGGGGGGGGGGGGGUGGGAGAGAACACAUGUUUCAAAAUAAUGCUGUAACUGUUAAUUUUUAAAGAGUUUCAUCAUUAUUAAAAUCCUGUCUGCAUUUCUCAUAGCGAUUCGGAGUUGACAUUUAAAGUAUGUAUUUCUCAACCACAUACUGCAUGAUCCUACCCAUGUUAACAUUCUUACUAGAACGUUGUAGGGAGUUCUAAAGAACUUGGAAAACUUGCAUACGUAGGAGCCUCUGAAUUUUCCCAUCACCAGUUUUUGACUUAAAUAAAAGUACAGUGACAAGAACAGUU
Callorhinchus milii (elephant shark) is the source of this 3055-nucleotide messenger RNA. RefSeq names its product DEAH (Asp-Glu-Ala-His) box helicase 15 (gene dhx15). Bases 212 to 2461 code for a protein of 749 amino acids. Gene Ontology annotation, cellular component: spliceosomal complex; intracellular anatomical structure. Gene Ontology annotation, molecular function: RNA helicase activity; ATP binding; RNA binding. The transcript has 14 exons. NCBI's taxonomy places the organism in Eukaryota, Metazoa, Chordata, Chondrichthyes, Chimaeriformes, Callorhinchidae. The record is from RefSeq and is a predicted model, not a curated record.